Molecule: messenger RNA, 1426 nt
Organism: Hermetia illucens (black soldier fly)
Lineage: Eukaryota; Metazoa; Arthropoda; Insecta; Diptera; Stratiomyidae
Product: zinc finger protein 836-like
Exons: 3
Coding region: 63-1088 (341 amino acids)
Biological process (GO): regulation of transcription by RNA polymerase II
Cellular component (GO): nucleus
Molecular function (GO): zinc ion binding; DNA-binding transcription factor activity, RNA polymerase II-specific; RNA polymerase II transcription regulatory region sequence-specific DNA binding
Source: RefSeq, a predicted model, not a curated record
UUUGCACAUUUAGAGCUUCUAACAACAGUUUUCCGCUUAUCCAUAUAUCUAUAUAUAUAUGUAUGUAUAUGUACGUAUAUAGCAAACCAUUCUCUGUCAAUCCAUUGUUUCGUUUGAAAGCGAUGGUAAUGGAUCUCCAAAAUUUAUGUCGAAUUUGUCUGCAAUCCGCAGAAAUUAUGAGCCCUCUUAAUGAACUUAUAAUAGCCGAAAAAGUAAACCUUCAAAUAGUGGAAUUCCUGGGAGAUAUUGCCAAAAUUAAUAUAACGUUUGAAAACGGCAUGCCAGACCAGAUAUGCUACAGCUGUCUAAAGGAAAUUCAAGAAAUAUACGCUUUCAUCAAGAAAUGUGAAAUAUCGGAUAUUGAAGUUGCUCGAUUCAAGGAUAAACAGGACGAUUUAAGAAGGCUAAUGACACUCGAAAAAUAUUCAGUGGAGUCUGACUCAUGUAAGGAUGUUUCAAAAAUUGAUGGAGAAGUGAUUGAUCAGCAUCAUAUUCCCAACACACCCCUCAAUGAGGCUUCAAAUGACGAAAGUCAUGCAAAACAUCCUGAAAAACUCAUUCUUACAGCAGAUUUUUGUGCAGAAACAGAAAAGUUACCCAGCGCUGUUAUUAAGACGGAAGGACCUAUUUUCAAAAUCAGUUCCGUUGCAACUCUGAAUACUGAAUUAGGAAAACCCAUAAUCUGCUGCAUCUGCUCAAAAACCUUAUCCCACAAAAGGGCCUUAAGAAAACACAUGACAACAAUGCACAGUACAACUGAUCAAUCAGCUGAAUGUGAUAUUUGCCACAAAAUUUAUAAGAGUAAAAAAACUCUCAGGGGCCACAAAUUGGCUGUGCACGCGGACGAGAUCAUUGCGCGUUCGAUUAAUACCGCUGUACAGUGCCCAGUCUGCUCCAAAAUUUUCGAAAAUAACACAUGCUUGAAUGCUCACAUGCAAUCACACAGCCAAUUAUCAUGUCAAUAUUGCUCAAAAAGGUUUCGACGAGAGUUAAACCUAAUCAUUCAUUUGGAAACAUGUCACUCACAGACCACUUCGUCCGAGGGUAUCGGAGAGGGCUUGGAGGAAUUCCUGCUUGGAAACCCAUAAGUCCCAUGAGUAAAAAUUGCAGACUACAAAUUAUAUUUUACGGACUGGUGGAGCAAACUAUAAUAGCAAUGCAAAUUCUGUCUCUGUAUCAUUCUAAAAAAUUUUUGAAGUUUUUCUUAAGUAAAAUUACGUUAACAGAAGAUGUUCAUUAUGUGUAAUCUGACAAUAUUUUUACAUAAUUGCUAGACUUUAUAUGACCAGAAUCGUUUUUGAAAUGUUCACCUGUAGAGAAAAUUUUACUUGAAAAUUGUUUUAGAAUAAAAAGAAACAAUAAGCAAAUUAGAAAAUAAUUUUUCAUAACUGAAUAAAUUUAAUAUGGAGCAUUUUCAAAAAGCUAA